Penicillium diatomitis is the source of this 1164-nucleotide messenger RNA. Its product is annotated as glycoside hydrolase family 16 protein. The record is from RefSeq and is a predicted model, not a curated record. Gene Ontology annotation, molecular function: hydrolase activity, hydrolyzing O-glycosyl compounds. The transcript has a single exon. Bases 1 to 1164 code for a protein of 387 amino acids. Gene Ontology annotation, biological process: glucan catabolic process. NCBI's taxonomy places the organism in Eukaryota, Fungi, Ascomycota, Eurotiomycetes, Eurotiales, Aspergillaceae.
AUGAAAACACCUCAGUCCACCGUUGCCUUCCCGCCAAAAACUCCAAAGCGAAAUCGGCACUCGAGGCAGCCCGUUCGUAGAAAACCGUCACGUUGGAAGCAACUCUGUAUCGCGGGGCUGGUUGUGGCUAUUGUCAUUGUUGCCACCACAGUCGGUGCGGUGAUAGGUGCGCGCGUGAACCGAUAUCCGGACUAUGAUCCUUUGAAUUACCGACUCAGAGAUACCUACCAAGGAAUCUCGUUCUUCGAUGGAUUCAGAUACUUCUCUGACACUGAUCCGACAAAUGGCUUCGUCGUCUAUGUGACCCGCGAUGUGGCGCAAGACCAAAAUCUCACCUACGCAAGUGACCAUUCUGCCGUACUGCGUGUGGAUACCACCACUCCACGAGCACUUGCAGGCCGAAAAUCAGUCCGCGUCGAGUCGAUCGCAACCUAUAGCACCGGGCUGUUCAUAUUUGACAUCAUUCACACUCCCUACGGCUGUGGAACUUGGCCAGCGCUGUGGCUCACCGAUGGAUACAAUUGGCCUCAGAAUGGGGAGAUCGACAUUCUUGAGUCGACGAACGGGGGCCUGUACGGGAAUGAAGUCUCACUGCAUACUACGGACGGAUGUAGUAUGGACGUCAAGCGUAAACAGACGGGCUCAUCAAGUCUCUCACAAUGUGGACUCUCUAGCAGUGGGAAUUUGGGAUGCGGAGUACUCGGAGGCUCUUCGACAUACGGGCAAGAAUUGAACGCAAAUGGUGGUGGAGUAAGUCUUUUCCCCAACGACCUCAUUUGUGUCAUGCAUGUGGCCCCAGCUAAUCACAUAGUAUCACAGGUAUAUGCACUCGAGCUUCGCGAAGCAGGCAUACGAGUCUGGUUCUUCCCUCAGGGUACCGCACCUUCGGAUAUUGCAUACUCGAGUCCAACCCCCAAUCCCUCGCAAUGGGGCACUGCUCUUGCAGAUUUCCCCAGCACAGAAUGCAAUAUCCAUUCACACUUUCGGAAUCUGAGUAUCAUCAUCAACAUUGCUCUCUGUGGCGAUAUGGCAGCGCAGCCAUUCUAUUAUAAAUCCCUGUAUGAUUGUCCGAGCACAUGCACAGACUUCGUUGCGAACAAUCCGAGCGACUUUCAAGAGGCGUACUGGGAAUUUGGGAGCUUCAAGGUUUUUCAGGCCAUAUGA